AUGUUGCUGCUCGUCUUUUUCGUGCCGUGGAUUGCCAUUCUAGCUUCCGCUGCGCCGGUCGCAUCCGAGAAACGGCAAACAUGGACAGGAAUGUGGUCGGAGGAGUUCAGCUACACCGGAUGCAAGCCGGUCAUAUUCAUUUGGGCUCGACAGACCUCGGCGCCGGGGAAUAUGGGUGUUUCCGUGGGACCGGCCCUCUCCAACGGCCUCAAGACAUAUUUUGGCGCCCAAAACGUGGCUAGCCAGGGAGUCGACUAUCUGGCACUAGUUGAGACCAAUUUCUACCCUGGCGGCGGGCCACCAUACGGAAUCUACGAGAUGCAGGUCCUCCUCGCUAGCGCAUCCAUCUACUGCCCUCAGUCCAAAAUUGUGGCGGCAGGAUACAGCCAAGGAGCAGCUAUCACUCAUCGAGCCGUGGAAAGUCUGCCGCAAUACGUUAAAGACCGCAUCGCGGGCAUCGUCACAUUGGGAGACACGCAAGCCCUCCAGGACGGUGGACGAAUCAAGGGUUACCCCCUCGAGAAAACACUCAUUAUCUGCAACCCCGGCGACCUCGUCUGUGUAGGCACCGCGUACAUCGCACCAACACAUUUCCCCUCUUACUAUCUCCAGCGGGUCCCCGAAGCCGUUUCUUUCCUCGUCGGGCGCCUCCUACUCACACCAUAA
This is a messenger RNA of Lasiosphaeria miniovina, 666 nucleotides long. RefSeq names its product cutinase. The transcript has 2 exons. Gene Ontology annotation, molecular function: cutinase activity. The record is from RefSeq and is a predicted model, not a curated record. NCBI's taxonomy places the organism in Eukaryota, Fungi, Ascomycota, Sordariomycetes, Sordariales, Lasiosphaeriaceae. Gene Ontology annotation, biological process: carbohydrate catabolic process. The coding region runs from base 1 to 666 and encodes 221 amino acids. Gene Ontology annotation, cellular component: extracellular region.